Molecule: messenger RNA, 19308 nt
Organism: Paramuricea clavata
Lineage: Eukaryota; Metazoa; Cnidaria; Anthozoa; Malacalcyonacea; Plexauridae
Source: the annotation of a GenBank genome assembly
AUGGAUGGCAGUGCAUUGGUGAGUCGCCAAAUUUACCAUGCUGUUGGCAGUGACAAGAAAAGAUGUUUGCCAAAAACCCAUGUAAUGGAAACUACCCCUUCAUCAUCAUCGGGUGCCAUUUCCUUAAUGACACUCAUAUUCCAAGACAAAGAUAGCAAACGUCUCGCUAAAUGCCUGAGGGAUUCUGUGGACGUUUUUGUCGUGUUUUUGAGACGUCACAAGUCUUGCCCAUUCAAGGUGCUUUUGGAUAAGUACUGCCCUGUUGAUGGCAAGUAUGAAGAUACUGGCAGUGUUAAAAACGUUCCAUACUUUCAGGUAAUUUUUGCAAAUUUAAUUGUGUUAGUAUGCUGUGCAAGAAUGGUUUUUGAUGAAUCCAUUAGAGAAGUUAAUUCGUAUGGCACAAUGGAUGAUUCCAGGUAGCGACUAAUUUUUUUAUCUAGACAAGAAAGACGAAAUCUAUCAUUGUAGCUCAAAAGAGAAUUCUAAAAUUUGUAAAAUUGCAAAGUUUGGUUGCGAAAUGUUGUAAAUUACGAAAAAUAUAGCCAUGUGAAAUUAGCAAAUUUUGAGUAUUUUAGUAUUACGCGCGGAAAAAUGCACCACUUUUGGCUCAAAAGUGGCGAUCUCUACUCCUCUAAGCCGCUCAAUUAUUCAACAAUAUUUUCUUUGCGUUUCCUCGACGAAAACCCACAUGAAAAUGCUCGUCUGAAAACCUCGGUUAUUGUCGUAUUUUACGAAUCUGCCACGUGAUUUAUGAUCACCGAUACGCUCACGAUGACACGAAAUUUAGAGGUACAUGAAAGUUGCAUGCCAUAUAUGGCAUGGAACAAAAAAUGGAUAGCAUAAUUGUGACGUAUAUCAACAUAAUUUUGCAUUUCUAUAGGUAAAAUCUUUGUGCUUGGCGAUAUGUAAACGUGUUAUACCAUUGAAGAUCUGGGGAUCACAGGUGAACAGGACGGCUUUUAUUUCAAAUAUGGAGCGGUACUUGUCGUUGCGAAAGAAAGGCAAUAUGAGCGUCAAGAACGUAAUGCAGGGCAUUCGAAUCAGCGACUGUGAUUUUGUAAAGCUCCCAAAACGUGCACAUGACUGCCGUGCUAGUCAAUCCGAGUCGAACAAGAGACAAGGGCUGGUUACAAAAUUUUUUGUCUGGCUGAUGAACUCGUACAUCGCGCCGUUGUUGAGAAAUGCUUUUACCAUCACGGAAUCUAUUCCUGGCAGAAAUCGUGUGUUCUUCUACCGGAAGGAGAUGUGGGCAGAUGCGCAAGCCGCCGCGGUUCAGGAUAUGCAUUCAUUAACUCCAUUACUCGAGGAAGACGCUGGUACAGUGGAAAGUCUUGGACUUGCACCAAUGCGGCUAAUUCCUAAAACCUGGUAAGAAUAAAAUUAUUCAAAAUAAUAACGUUUUCGUAUAACUGCUGAUUCGCACAUGCGUGUCCUAACCAUUUACCAACUGUUCAUGGAGGCAUGCUGGGUAAAUUGUUUAAAGUUUUAUAUACAGUAUUAUCCAUCUCAUUUCUACUUAGGCUGUAUACUUUUGUCGAAGAAUGGUUACCAGUGAUAGAACGUUUUGGAUUUGCUCAUUCAUCUGUUUUAACUAGAGCGUAGAUUCUAGGGCUAUUUAUGCUACUGAAAGUAAGCCGCGGCUGGUAUGUGUGGCUAAAUAAGUCGCGAAAGACUGGUAUAGAGAGUGCUGUGCUUAGUGGUUAUAUUACUACCUGAGAAAAACAAGCAGAAACUCGACCUUUCGAGCGAAGGCCCUUCGUCAAGAGUUAGUUGCGACUAGUUGGCUCGAAACGUCGAGUUUCUGCUUGUUUUUCAGGUUGUUUUAUAAUUUAUUACCACUCAGCACAGCAUUUUUGCAUUGGUACUACCGACACUGGUACAUACAGUUUUGGUAUAGAGAGUGAAAUUGCAGCAAGCCGUGGUUAAUUUAGGUCUAGCUUUCAACCGGUUGUGCUUAUUUUAGUCGCGGCCUGCCAACAAAUCGAGUCCGUCGAAUCGUUGGCGAUUUACAUUAUCCCGGGUUAAUUUUAUGAUUUUUGACCAGCUAACCAUAUUGCGUUAUUGUGCUUGUUUGAUAAAGUUUGCUCCUCCCUAACACACACUGUAUUUAGUUAAUCUUUUAUCAUUGGACAGUCCGCAGGAGUGAUUUUAUUUGCGACAAUUAUAUAUAAUCACAUAUUAGUCACGGGCUGGUUGUACAAAAACGUAGUUAAAGUUAAUUGUUGUCAGCGUUAACUAGUGAAGUUCAAUCCUUAACUGUUAUUAGUUAAUGAUAAUGACUUGAUUCGUUUUGGCUAUCAUCAACCUUUUACGGGGAAUUAUAAUUAAGAUGGUGAUUGAAAAUCACGUAUACAAUUCAUUAUUGUCUUACUGAAAAAUAUUGAUCAGAUUAACAGUACAUGCUAGGGUAUUAAAAGAGGGCGUCCAAUUUUGACAUAACGAUACAUCUACAGUAAAAAAAGGGGGGGGGGGGUCGAGAAAACGUUCCUGUGGAAAACCUUUGAAGUUUAUGUUACUUCAUGUUAGUAUCUUUCCAACCUCGUAUGAAAUUUUUCAAACACAUUGGCUUUGUGAGUUUGUGCCACUAUUGCUUCUUUACUUAACUAACACAUUUUCAUUCAGCCAGGUACACCAUCAAAUUGAUCAAAAUGUCAAAUGUAUAAUAAUAAUGAGAAUUCAAGCUAUUUCGUUUCGGAUAUAUUAAUAUACUUAGGGAAUCAUUGAAAAUAAUUUCCCUUUUCCCCCAGAAUUUGGGCGUUCAAAGGCGUCCACUUUUUGUUCUAGGGGCGUCCCAGGACGCCUGGAAGCCCUUCUGGCUAAAAGCCUGCCUAGCAUCGUUAACGUUAAAAUUUAACAACGUUUUCACUGCAGUUUACGCUAACUAUACAUUUUUGAAAGCCACCUAGAUACAUACAUGGGUAAAGUUAACCACUAUUUGACUACAAAAUGGAUAGUUUUAUACAACCGGCCGCAGAACAUCACAAGAUUAUUAAUAUCUUGUACAAAAUAGGAAUGCAACAAGAUUAUCUGUCCACUGCCCAUAUGCAUGUUUAAUCUGUGUUUUUGAAUUUGCAUGAUCGCGAACUAUUUCGAGACUUGAGUCAUUAAAUAACUUAUCUCAAAGGAUGACUUUUGUACCUUAAUUGAAUGUAAAAUUUUCAAUGAAUAUUUACAGUGUCAUUUUAAUUUUCAAUAGCGGACUACGUCCAAUUGUCAACUUGGGUGCCAAGAUCAACCCUUCUGACAGCUUUCCUUACCAGCCACGGUCGGUAAACCAGUUGUUGAGCAACAUCGAAAGCGUCCUGGGGUACGAACGCCAGCGGUCUCCAGACUUACUGGGAGCAGCCGUCAUGGAUUACGGGGAGAUCUUUCACAAAAUAUCAUCGUUCAAAGGCAUGCACAAAGGGGAUGGAAGAUGCUUGCACUUUGUACGGUUGGAUUUCACCAAGUGCUACGAACGUAUAAACCAAGAUAAAAUGCUUGAAAUUCUUGAGCAGGUACAGUGAUUACAUUUUAUGCACCAGUCAAUACAACUCCCUGCUCCCCCCAACCGGGGAGGGGCGGGGGCAUUUAGCGGGGAAAGUGGUCAGUUUGAUUGUAAAUGUGUCCCCCCUAUCAUGGGAGACUUCAACGACAUUUUCUCUUUCGGUAGGCGAUGCGGGGACGAAAGCGGGGGAGGGGGGGGGGUGGAUUUACUGGUUAACAUAUAUGCCUGUGUUGCUGUUUUAGUUUUCUUUACAAGAAAAGCUUAAAUACAAUAACAUAAAUGAAUAUGAGUUUCUGUUCCUAUGAAAUAUAUAAUACUAUUUUCCUGGGGUUCAGAGACAUGUGUGGACAUUGAUUAAUUGCCCUUUCCCUGGAGGUGAGGACAAUUUCACUCUUUUAAUAUCCCUCUAAGUCCGUGCCCUUCCCUGGUUGGGAGAGGGGGGAUUUACAUUGACUGGUACAUUACGUUAACCAGUUUUAGGAUUUUAGUUUGCACAGUAGGAGAACCCCGCAUUGAGACUUGAAUAGUCAAGAUAAUUCUGUCAAAAGAAUCAACUUUUAAUAAUCUACUGACAGAAAAUUUUUUGCCUUAUAGAGUAAUAUUUUGCUAAUUUAAUAAAUUGAUCACUUUAGAAAAAUAUAUAUUCAAAAGCAAGUUGUUUGUCACGCAAGCAUAGAUAUUUGUAUUGACUGCUGUUGCUUGACGAGAUUAAGGUGCUCUUCCCAGGACCGUAGCUAGUAUGUAUAGUUGGGGGGAGGGAGGGGGGGAGGGGAGGGGGGUUGUGUUGGCCAAAAAUUUCCAAAUGACGAAAAAAAUCCGAAUAUUUCAUGGCAUACGAAGCCACGAAGGUGUUUGCUAUCCGGAAAAUGAAGUCGCAAUUUACAAACAAAAAUACGCAUAUUUUACGCACAGGCAUAUUACAGAACAAUGCAGUGCCGUAGGAAGCUCGAUUUCAUUGUGGGUCUGAAAGCGGGGGCCGAAGGCCGGAGGAAAUGUUUUAAUUUAGAGUCUCUGAAAUGCCAUUUCCUGGACUUUGGGGAAACUUUGACAGAAUUGUGUUGGUCAGAAAAUAGCGUUUUAGUUUGUAGAAAUUUGUAAUUCGCUAACAAUUUAGUAGCCCUAAAUGGGCGAAGGCGUAUUUAAUUAACUAUAUAUUGGAGAAGUUGCGGGAAAGUACGGGUAAUAUGAUUCUUUGCAGUUUGUCAUGGAUAAUGUAACCGCUUAAAAUGUAUCAAUGAUCAGUAUUUUAAAGGUAUAUUAUUUGAUUUAUUUCAAUGAUAAAGGUCUGCAUGAUUUUGAAAAAAGAAUGAUUAUUAGUAAUUGCUACGGCCCUGAGAAGUAAUAAACCGAAAAACACUUCCCGAUUUACCAUUUGUUAAUUGUUAUCCAUGUAAAUACAAUUAUAUUAUAUUUUCUCUGUUUAACAACUAAAAUUUUGUUAUACUAUUAUUGCCGUAAUUUUCCGAAUGGCCAACCUGAUUUUCCGAAUAUGUUAAUUUUACGCACAUAUGUUAAUUUUCCGAAUAUGUUAAAUUUACGCACAAAUUUACUCUAAACUGACAAAUCGGGCAAAUUGUACCCAUUCUUAUGGUAAAACGAUGGUUCUAUCUGAAGCAAAUAAGAUACAUAUGCGAUUGGGUUAUUCUAUUGUUCCAUUUUUAGUGUGAAGUUUCACUUCACACUAUUGUGAUGGCUGGCAAAUUCACACGAAUCAGUCAAUCAGUCACAGAGUAAACUUUCCGGGGGGUGUAUACGAUUUAUUUUCGUAGUGAUUUAUUGUACUUAGUCGGUACUUUGAAGGUUAUUUAGGCAAUUUCAGUUAACUUAUUUACAUAUUCUGUUAUCCUUUUGCCAAGUUCACAAAAAUUUCGAGGAAUGGCUUUCGUUAUUGUAUUUUUUUGUAAAUUUUAGAACAUUCGCUUCUCAUGUUGUGUAAAGGAUCUUUACCCCGGAACACCCGAUUUUUUCUUUAGUAGCGCAAAUGCGCAUGCGCUAUCAAGCCGUAGAUCACGAUGGCGUGACGAUAUGCUAGGAAGGAGUGACAGUGUUGUUUUCAGAUGUAUAAACAUUCCAGACGUGAAUAUUGAGUAAUCUUUGGAAAUCUACGCAAAAUACAAAUUGAUCUUAUGCAUUACGGGCGUUCAAUUAAGUGCCGAUAAUAUUUAGACGGUAUAUUCAUUAUACAGAGCUAGGAAGGAGCUAGACCGCCUAGACAGUGCAGUCAAGUGUAUAAACAUUUCAGACGUAAAUAUUGAGUCGAAAAACUUUGAGAUUCUAGGCAUUCAAUUGAGUGCCGAUAUUAUUUUCACGGCAUACUCAUUAUACAGAGGUACGGUAGGUAGGCAGAAGCAAGACAGUGUUGUUUUCAAGUAUAUAAACAUUCCAGACACGAAUAUUGAGAAAAUCUUUGAGAUUCUACGCAAUAAUACAGUAUAUAAAUUUAAGUUAUGCAUUACUAUCAGAUCAAUAAAGCAUAAACAACAAUUAAAUAGAAGCGGGUAAACGUUUGUACGGCGUUUAGUAGUUUACGAAGAAAAUAACUUGCGAGAUUAAAGAAAUCAGUUGAGUCAGAGCUCCUUAUUUAAAUAAGAAAGACGAAGAGAUAGGCAAUGGCAAUGUGUUAUCGCCAACGUGUUAUCGCCAACGUGUUAUCGCCAACGUGUUAUCGCCAACGUGUUAUCGCCAACGUGUUAUCGCCAAUCGCUUGGCUCGCCAACAAGCUUUAUGCAAUAUAAUAGAAGAAAAAAAAGCAAGGAGGUACAUGUAGCCAACGUGUCCCGUCACGGACCUUGUCUUUGUUUACUGUGUAGCACAACGCCGUUGUCAACGGUGCAAACUCGUGUUCAGUGCAACGAUAACUCUACCAGAUCUUACGAGAAUCAAUCUGUAGUAUUCUGUACACAGAACUGUAUCAAAGCUUGUCAAAACUGCUUUAAUUAAACACUGCUUAACUGUGAAACUAUCGAAAUCUAAAGUGACAUUAUUCAACACAUGCGAAAAGCUGAAAAUAGACACAACGUGACACUGGGAAAAGUCAAAGGUCAAUGAGACUUGUUAUUGUGAAACAUGUCAUAAUUAGGUUUUAAAAAAUGCGGAAGCGGAUGGAGCGGAUCCACGGAACGGAUAUGCGGGUAAAAUACGGAACGGAUGAGGAUAAAAUGCGUCCUUUUAAUGAUGUAACGACGUAGUGCUUAUUAUUCAUAACAUAUCUUAUACAGCUAUUUCAAUUAUAAUUUUAGAUACAUUUAGCAUAGCAGUAGCCUCGUGGGGAUGCUUUUAGCGACAGCUGCAAAUGCAAAUGAAAAUUUAGAAUAUGCAAAAUUUGGUUGUUGGUGAAACAAUUUAAAUUUCGAAUUGUCGCGUGUAGCAUCACAAUCAGUAGAUAAAUUGCAUCAGUUUCACUAGGCACGUUUCUGGUGUGUUAGGCUUGUUUUAAACGUCACGCUACUUGUGUGCAAGCGUAUUAUAAAAGCAAUAAAUAAUGAGAUGAAAUGCCUUUGGUAACUGUAUAUUUCGUAGUGUAAGGCAUCAGCUUUUCUAGGUUGUCGGCGACCCUACAUAGUUCUUGCAGUGUCUUUUUCAAUUUGAAACUUCACACCAUCCUUGGAUCCCUAGUUUAAUUAUAUUGUUCUAUGUAAGUUAUUCUAAUAUAUAAAAAACUUUAAAAUCGCUUUUUUUUAAACAGACGUUUAUUUAAUUAUUUAUGAGUUGAUUUAUCAGUAACGGAGCAUUAUACAUUACCAGAAAGCCUUAUGGAUGCCUUCGAGGCCUUUUUUAUUUAUUUUUAUUUAGCUUUAAUUGCCAACUAGGGCAGGGUCACCACAACAGCAUAGGGCAAUUACUGUUGGGUCCUUUUUCCUAACCCACCCUGUCAACUUUCCCUGUGGGAGGAAACCGGAGUACCCGGAGAAAACAGAGUGUUGGCAGAGUGUUGACUUUUUACUCUUUUCACCUGAGGACUGGGUCCGAGUUGCACUGAGAAGGCCUUAUUCCAUUAGCUGUGUAUUUUUUAGAUUCAAGACAUAGAUUGAUGUUUUAUAUGUCAUUACAUUUUUUGUUUGCAAAUCCUUAGUGAUUAAGUUUGACUCAGAUCCUUUUUGGAGCAAACCCUAUGUUUACCCUAUAGGGAGGCCUAUGGUAGUUACUAUGACAAUGCCAAAUGUAAAAGUUACUGAUCCUGUGUCAAUAUCAUAUUUAACUCAAAUGUGAUGACAAAAGAGCACAGUUAAUGUUUAUCACUUACUAUUGUUCUAGGUUAUUAAGGAAGACGAGUAUACCAUCCGGAAGUAUUGCACUGUGAAAACGAUAUUCAAUGACAACCUUGUGUUCAAACACCGACAACCUGCAGCUCCCGCUGAGGAUAAUCGAUACUUCCCAGCUUUUGUGGAGGAUGUAACGCGCAAGAGGAAGUUGAACAAUUCAUUGAUCGUGGAUAAGAUGAACUAUGGCUCUAUCUGUCGCGAUGAGUUGAUGAGGGAUUUGGUGAAGCACAUCAAGGGCAAUAUUGUUCAACUAUCUUCUCAAAAAUACUUGCAGAGUUGUGGUAAGUCUCUUUUAAUGUUGUGGAUUAUCCGAUCAUGUUGGACGUUGGAUUCCACCCCACUGGGGCUGUUAAUUUGAUACAAUAUUGCGCAUGCGUGUAUAUGAGCCCAAGGUGGCAAAAUACUAAGUACAGUAGAAUCGAGACCUGAUAUUUCCCCUUUUUGAGAGUGAAUCCAAAUACGAGUUUCGUUACCUGGAACCAAUGAACUCAAUUUAUUUACUUUACCUGGAACGAUAAAUGAAUACCAAAAACAUGGAAAAAUGUAUAGAUACAGUUGGCCUGUGUUUGUUUAAAGGUGGAUCUGAACUACCGAGGAUAUGCUUUUAAAGAGGCUACCUAUAGUUUCGUCUGAGGCUCAUUUAGCCAAAUUGUCUGCGUCUUGCGCGUCGAAUACGUAUGGUCUUUUUACACAAACUCCAAAAGUAUUUUUAAUCACUUUUAGUGUUUAUCUUGGAAAGAAAGAUGCCAGUUUUUAAAAAAAAAUUAUGUCAUUUAAAAAAUCUUAUGUAAUUUAAAAAAGUGCGUGUCUGUUGUUAAGCAGUUUUUAAGCUUUCGUUUUGUAUGUUUCUCAUCUAUUCACGUUUAGCAUUUGCCUUUUAAGUGAUUAAAAAUCUUCGUACAAACGUAUGAAAUGGCGGUUUUGCUACAAGAUGGAAACUUGUACACUUGUUUUAAAGUGGCACUAUCAUUAAAAUUUUUUUUCAUAAUCCAGAAAUAUAACGUAUACUUGAUAUUCUUACCAAAUUUCAAGGCAAAAUUCGUUCAUCUUCCUGACUUUUUUACGAUUCUUAUUUGCCAAUUUUACGGCCGCCACUAAACGCGCCCUAUUAAGCGAGAAGGCGUUUUGAAGAGGAUGUGACGUCAUUCACUCAACACGCCGAAUGUUUUUAUUGUAUUUCACUACUACUUCAACAAUGUCUUCGUAAAAAUUCAUACUAAGGAGAGUCAGAAACUUCAGAAAGUGAACAUUCGCAUUGGAGCAAAGCGAGCUGUGAUGAGGAAACGUACGGUGACUCACAUUCAAGUGAAAAUAGUGAUGAAAAGAAGAAAUCAAACCUAGAAUUGUUAUUUGUUAUUUGUUAACAAUAAAUGGCUAUCUUGUUUGUUGUUGAAAACAUGACCUUUGGCAGGCUUUCGGUCAUAAUAAUCCUUGUUUUUACAAACUUACUUUUGCAGUUGAAAAGGAUAAUUUUCAUCACUCGUUCAAAGUUUGCCUUUAGCAUCACUUUAUACUUCUUUAAUAUACAUCAGAGCAACUUGAUAGUUUCUCACGUACACAAAACAUAAGCAGCGAUGGAAGGAAAACCUUUAGCGAACUGCGUAUGAUAUAAAUAAACCUUUCGGUCAAUCAAAAUACGAACAAAAAUACAAACAAAUGCCUUGUAAUUUAUAGCUAUAAAUAAUAUUUCAAUGCAUGUGCAUGUCUGUCUAAUAACUGUCUAUCGGUCUAUUUCUGUAUGUUUAACGACUGUAAAUUAAACUGACAUGCACUCGGGGAAUUUUAUAGUGCAAGUAAAUAUCCUACGACUCUAUGCGCGUUUUCGCUUGCCGUAAGAUUCAUUGUAGGCCGGCUAGUAUUGUAUAGCAAACUAUAUAAGUAUAAAAAGGUCACGCGCGACGGGGAUAAAUACAAUAGUUGAUUUUACAACUUGCAUGCAUUUGAAAAGUAGAUGUGUAAUUUUCAACUUGCGCCCAUUGCCAUUGGCAUUGAGUAUAUUAAAGGUUUAUAUUACUAUAAAAGUAUGGAAAACAAAUAUUGAACUGAUUUGAAGCAUUAUUAAUUUAGCAUAUUAAUUCUGUGAUUCGGUGCCGAGAUAUUAUUCGUUCUAUUUAUACAAAUUAUCCGAUUCAAAUGCAAGUUGUAAAAUCUGAAAUCAACUUAUUCAGUUAUUGUUAUAUGCAAUAUCUUUCGCAUAAUAUCAAUACCUCGAUAUAUACCGCGUUUAUACGUGUCCCAGGGCAAGCGAAAACGCAGAUAGAGUCAUAGGAUAUUUACUUAUACUAAAUCUCCAAGUACACUAAAUUCCCUGACUGUCAGUUUAAUUUACAGUCGUUAAAAAUACUGAAAUAGACCAAUAGACACAAUCGUUGAAAUCAUGUGUUUAUAACUAUAUAACUUACAUUUAUUGUCAACAUAUAUUAACAAUUCUAGGUUUGAUUUCUUCUCUUCAUCACUAUUAUCACUUGAAUGUGAGUCACCGUACGUUUCUUCAUCACAGCUCGUUUUGCUCCCUUGCGAAUGUUCACUUUCUGACGUUUGUGACUCUCCUAUGAAUUUGUACGAAGACAUUUUUGAAAUAGUAGUGAAAUACAAUAAAAACAUUCGGCGUGUUGAGUGAAUGACGUCACAUCUUCUUCUAAACGCCUUCUCGCUUAAUUGAGCGAGUUUAAUGGCGGCCGUAAAAUUGGCAAAUAGGAAUCGUAAAAAAGUCAGGAAGAUGAAGGUGUCACAAGAGAAUCUUCAGUAAUUGUAAUAUUAAGGUUGCCUUAAAACCCUAUUUGACUUUAGGCCAUAUUUUCGCAAAGCCAAAAGAUCCUGUUAAAACAAAUCACAAAACUCGUGCUGUAUAUUCUAUACCAUGCGGUGACUGCGAGAAAGAGUAUUUGGGUCAGUCUAAACGCCAGUUUGGUACAUGGCUAAAAGAACAUCAAAAGGCUGUUUCAACUUUUGACAAGGGAAAAUCAGCUUUAGCCGAACAUGUAUGUUAGACCAAACACGAGAUUGCGUGGGAAAACUCUAAAGUAAUUAGUAAUUACCACAAACAAUCGCUAUGGUCAAAGACUUUGCCUAGAAGCGUGGCAUAUAAAUAUGAGUAAUCAUGCUUUGAAUAGGGAUGACGGUGCCUAUUUGCCAGAGGAAUAUAUGCAUCUCGUUGGCAGGUGACGUCAUUCCUUGGGUAUUUAAGAAGUCACAAUUGCAAUUUUAGAUCACCCCUGACGAAGACACUAGACUGGAGUGUCGAAUCGUUGGGUCUUGAUUACAAUUCGACUGGGCUUUGUAAUCAUUUAUUUAAACCAGAGUAGCGAGCGAAACAUGAUUGAUAUACCUGGUUGCAGUGAACGAACAAACUUUAAAACAAUAAAAUAUUCCUAAAUGAAUGUCUUUUUAAAUUAAUUUUGCGCCCUUGGUCGCAGUUGUUCGACCAUUUUAGGGUGCACAGAAAAUGGCCACUUUCUUAUAUUAGGAUUUGUUUGACUAUAAAAUCCGCGAAUAUCCGAACAAUCUUCACGAUAAAUUAUUAUUAUAAAGAAUAAUACAGAUCAUGUCGAGAUAGAUUUUUGCGUAUACAUGAGAUGUGCAUGGAUUACCAGAAAUAACCGGAUUCUAUUGGAAUAUUGGAUUCUCAACGAUUUUGCAAGGCGCUUCUGAAUUGUUCAUUAUCAAUGUUCAGUUUAUCCCAUUUUAAACGUUGUAUUAUAAAAGUAUUCUGAAUAGUGUUUUUGGCAACAUGUAUUAUCAAUGGAAUCUCCAGGCGAUAGUAAAUAAAUACUACCUAUUUGCUAUUAAUGCAAUUAUUUUCUUUAUAUUUUAAAACGAUUUGUUAUCUACGGCCCAUAUGAUCAUAUCUUUUGUAUAUAACACUUUUUAGAUCGACCCUUGCCAUAUGUAAACAUAAACAAAAGCGCACAAAGCAUUACCGUGAAACUCAUUCUUUAAAACUAGUAUGUUGAAUUACUGUAGUCAUGUGCUGUGUGCAAAUUCUCAAAAACUUUACAGCUGGGGGAUUUCAAAAGGCCCUAAAAUGUUUUUAACGCUUUUUAUACUCCAUAAAUCUUUAAACCAAUAAAAUCGAUCGUGAAAGUUAAUAAAAACGUAUUUUCUAACAACUACUGUACAAAAUAUAACAUGAAGCAGCCGAAGUAAAAUGUAUAAAAUACACCAGGAGCGUUGUUUGCAAAAUUCCGUUGUUUGCAAAAUUUGUUAAUUUGUUUUAAAAGUAGCCCUGGGAUAUCUUGCUUUUUUAAAUAAAAAGCUCGCAGCUUCAUGAGUGAAGUAAAAUCAUUCGGCGCGUUGCAAAGCACUUAACGUUAACUAGCACUUAACACUAUUUUUAUGCAACUGAUUUUGCAACAGAUUUUUCGACCGCUCCACUCACCAGAGAAUUUGAUGGUGAAUCAUGUUCUUUUGUCUUAAUUCAUGCUAUAUUUGAUUUUUUUCUGAAGUAUCUGUGUGAACAUUGUGAAUAAUCAUGCACUUUGAAGUUCUUUAUACGAAAAUCUGAAAAUAUUUAUUGUUUUUAUUUUGUGAUAGGUAUUGCACAAGGUUCGAAGAUCUCCCCUAUUUUGUGUAAUCUUUAUUUGGGGCAUAUGGAAAGAGAAGUUUUUCCAGAUGUUUUGUGCGACAAAGAUUCGCUGUUGAUGCGCUGGAUGGAUGAUCCUUUGCUAGUCACAUAUGACUUGGAGUUGGCAAAGCGUUAUCUUACAACAACGCUUGAACUUGAUCCAGCGUAUAACUGCGAAGUCAACGUCGAGAAAUGUCUGGUAAACUUUGAUAUCCCUGCCCAAAAGGAGAUAAAUCAGCUUCCUGAAUGUGACUGUUGGAUUUUCUGGUGUGGCCUUCUAAUGAACACGGUUACAUUGGAAGUGAAGUACGAUUACUCCAAAACCCAAGGUAUGUUUUUUUUGUGGAUACAUUAUUUUAAAGCACACAUGACCCAGAAUUUUUCUUCCCAGACUCUAUCUGGCACAUUUGUUCAAUUAUCAACCUCGUCCCCAGGGUCUUCCUCGUGGUGAGGCGUGAGCUGAGGAAGACCCUGGUAAAAUACGAUGAAAUCUCCAAGAUUCUUGGAGAUUUAUCGCAUGCGCAGUAACGACAACGUUAUGUUGCUGACUACAGUUAGCGCUGGCGCUUACGAUUUUCUUGCUUAAAAAUAUACAUGUUUUGUUGAGUGUUUAUGUAUUUAUUCUCAAAGUUUUAACAAAUUUUACGAAAAAUACUUCAGAUAUAAGCUGUGAACACACAUGUACACAAAACGUUCAUGCAACAUUCCUCAUCAUAUUGUAUCAAUUUGUCGGAGUAUGGCGCUGAUAUUUGUGACAUCGUUUUGUUCGCUCUGGCAACCCUCGUAUAUAUCAGAUGCUCUUCGGCUUCAAAUGCGACUGAAUAAACACUGAUAGUGUUGCCUGGAAUAUGAAAUGAUAUUGAUUGAUUGUUCUGUAUAUCAAGGUACGUACUGUACAUUUAUACUGAAUUUAUUUUCACACGAGUUUCAAACUAUUUCAGCCUUUAAUGAACAGUGAUAUCACAUCAUUAAUAUACAGUCAUACAGAAAGACUCCAUAUUUUCUCAUCAAUUCUGAUUAUCGUUACAAGUAACAGUAGAAAUGCUUCAAAAUUUAUUCUGAUUUCUAUGUAAAGCAGGGCAGCAUGCUUUUAUUUUGCUCUGGUGGUAGUCACCACUCACCAAGUCAAAUGGGCCAUUCCAUUUAAUAGCCCCUCUAUUGAGGUCUGGAUAUCCUAUGGGGGAGAAUUUUUCUAGAGGGUAGCUUAAGAGCCGUAUGCUUGGCAUGCUGAAACGUUCGACAGUUCAUGUUAGAGAUGCAAGCACUAGACGUAGUUUAUAUCUGGCAUUAGUCCGAUCUCAUCUGGCCUAUGCGUCACAGGUAUGGAGCCCACAAACCGUAAGCAUGUGUGGUGAAUUGGAAAAUGUUCAAAGGAGGGCAACUAAAUUCAUCUUGGCUUUACCUUUUGAAACUGACACUUGCUAUAAAUCAAGAUUGCUGGCCUUAAACUUGUUACCACUGAGCUACUGGCACGAAUAUAUGGACGUUCUCCUUUUAUUCAAACUUACACGUGGAUUUAUUUCAUCUGACCUCAAUAUCCUCCCAGAACAAAACAACAAAUUAAGGAUGAACCUACGGUCACAAAAUACCACCCUCGUGGCAUAUCACAUACCAAAAACUAAGACGCUCUGCUAUCAAAACAGUUAUGCUGUUAGAGCUUCACGGAUAUGGAACACUCUUCCCGAUGAAUUACGUCUACCAGAGAUUUCAUACCAUCGAUUUAAAUCCGUCCUUUCCCAAUAUUACCUUACUGCCACCAAGACCACCUUCGACAAAGAUCACCCCAAGUCAUGGAAAACGAUAUGUCCCAAGUGCCAUCUAGCAAGAUCAUUAAAAACGUUCAAGAACUGUUGUUUCUAGGACUAGCCUUGGUGGCUAAUGUGGACUUUGAACUGUAAUUAUAUGUAAAUAGAUAGAUGUGUUGUGUACGUUUCGAGUUCGAGUGGAUGUAUUGUUAGUACUGUCUGUAGAACCAGGGCAUCAACGUAAUUGGUUGACGCUGUGUUGAUGUACCUGCGCCGUUGUCGUUGUAUAAAUUUUUGGCGGCAAAGUUUAUAAAUAAAUAAAUAAAGAGAUUUCCUAAAAAUUAGGUGUUUAGUGAUAUCCAAAGGGGCAGGAACAAUAUCCAAAAGGGGUAGAAAGAUAUCCAUGGAGAGACCCCUCAAUAGGGUGUGUGUGGGAGGGGCUGUAUUAGAUGGAAUGGCCUAGUGUGCUGCAACAACUUUUAAAAUUUGUAUAUAUGUUUUUAAGGCACAAUAUAUAAUGGAGUUUGAUAUGAUAAUCAGCACAACCUCAAGGUCUUGACUGAAUGAACAACUUAUCUGAUAUACUCCUAGAUCCAAUACUUUGCUGUAUAUUAUCACCAUCUCAGAUGUCAGUUGGAUCACUUUGAAUGAACAUUGGAGUGGCACAAUAAAGUGUCUGUGUUAGGGAGGAGUCUAUAAGGACUGAAGUAAAAGGCACACUUUUGGAUAUUUGAAUCAUAGCAACUACAUAUAGCGUAGGUGUCAAAUAAAGUUUGAACAAUGUACAACUGAAAAUAAAAAUGUAUUUAAUUUGAAACACUUAAAGGAAUUACAACAUAUUAUAUGAUAGGCAUAUGUACAUGAUUAUAGGUAUAUUCAUUAGUUUUACUAGCUGAUAUUUAUGACAUCCUGGGUGACAACAUUUAUUUUUCCCAAGAUAUUUUACUUGCAUGAUAGUAAUAAGUUUAAUAGUAACGGAGAAGUGUGAUGGAUAUGUGAAAGUAAUUGUCAUUAGAAAUACAAAUAUUAAAACUGUAAUUUUGACCAUUGUAAAUGUAUUAUUAAAGAAACAAAAUACAAAAGUCAAACAAGGUUAUUUAACAUAAUACAGUCAUAAUACUAAACUGGUUAUUAUUUAAAUAACUACUGAAUAGAGGGAUCAUGAAAAUGUUCUAAGAUUACUAUCAUAGCUCUGUAACAGGGAAAGGUGUUUAUUGAGUUUCUUCACCUUGAUGAACAAAAUCAUAUAGCAUUAGAAAACUAUAAUGCCAUCAACUAUUUCCCAUUUAAAAAUUUUCAUGUUGGUCACUGUGAAAUAUAAUCUUGAGGCCAUCUUAGUGAUUGUUUACUAUCUGAUUGAUGACAUGAUUUAAUAUAUAUAUUUCCAUGGAAUUCAAGUUGGCUUUUUCCCAAGUUCAUGUAAAAUAUGGUUCACCUGUUAAAAUAAUAAAAUGUUUAUUAGUUGUUUUGUAACAGAACAGUACCUGCUUUAAAGAAAAUAUAGUAAAGAGAAAAUCGAAAUAACAGUUGUACUGUAUAUGGAAAACAGAAUAAAAUCUUUCUAAGCAUUUCUACUGUUAUCAUAAUUUUAUUAACUGAUGAGAUAAUAUGAAGCCUUUCUGUAUGUUAAAAACUGAUUUCUGAAGAAGUCUUUCUGCAUGUGUGAAACUGUGUUAGAAAAUGUGAUUUCCGAGACUCUGAGAAAAUGCGAAAGCAACGUGUGAAAAUAAAUCGAAUAAAUUCAGUAUAAAUCAAUAUCAUUUCAUAUUCCAGGUAACACUAUCAGUGUUUAUUCAUGAAGUCGCAUUUGAAGCCGAAUAGCAUCUGAUAUAUACGAGGGUUGCCAGAGCGAACAAAACGAUGUCACAAAUAUGAGCGCCAUACUCCGACAAAUUGAUACAAUAUGAUGAUGAAUGUUGCAUAGUUUUGUGUACAUGUGUGUUCACAGCUUAUAUCUGAAGUAUUUUUCGUAAAAUUUGUUAAAACUUUGAGAAUAAAUACACAAACACUCAACAAAACAUGUAUAUUUUUAAGCAAGAAAAUCGUAAGCGCCAGCGCUAAUUGUAGUCAGCAACAUAACGUCGUUACUGCGCAUGCGAUAAAUCUCAAAGAAUCUUGGAGAUUUCAUCGUAUUUUACCAGGGUCUUCCUCAGCUCACGCGCCAUCACGAGGAAGACCCUGGGGACGAAGUUGUUCAAUUAUUUGCUUCCAACAAAACAGAAAGGGUGUUUUGACAUUUUCGUUUAUUAUUAUCGUUAAUGGCUGUGGUGUACAUAAUCUGUUGAAUUAAAUAAAACUUUGUAAAAGUGUCUAGUACUUACUUUUGUAUGUAAUUGUACAAAUUAACAUGUAAAACGCCCCUCCUUAGUCCUGUCUCAAGCCCAAUUUACACUACAUAACUUUUGACUAAAACUGUCGUCUGCAACCUGCUUACAACCUGUUUAAAUCCAGCUUACAACUGACCUACACUCGAGUUGUGUGCUUGAUUUAAACAGUACAACGCAUGUUGUAAGCAUGUUGCAUGCGACAAUUUUAGGCAAAAGUUGAAAUGUAAAUCGGCCUUAAACCUACCUGCGCAGUCCACAGAUUUUGUCACUGUUUGUAACCUUUAUUAAGGAUUUUUGUGCCAUUACAGAUGCGCGAUCUAGUCCAGCUUGAGUAGCCUUUUUCUGUUAACGUCAACAGUGUAAAAAUCAUAUUGGAAAUUUUGGAUUGAAACCGUGCGUGAUAACUCUUAGUUCUUCGCGCACUUGUAUAUAUUUUUUUAAGAAAAUAUGCAAAUUUCCUUAUGUGGCAGUGUCACAUGCUCAUCGCAGUAAACGUGGAUUGUAACCAUAUAAGAAGUUGCCAAAUCAUAUUUGUUCCUCUGCAGCCGAAACAUAUAAUUUUUUCUGCUGGCUAUAAUAAUACUGAACAGAUUUAAUCAAUUUUUACUGUCGAUGCAAUGGAAGUGUUGAUAAAAUAUUGCACAAAAUAAUUCCUUUCCUCAAUUUGAUCAAUUCAUUUGAUAGAAAAUUGAUCAACUUCCUGAUACUUUUAGAUGAGCCAAUUAGAUUUCGUUUCAGAACGAAUUGACCAAUAGGAAACGCACAGGAAGUAAAAAGAAAUUUGGAUACGUAUGAAUUGAUCAACUUGGGGAAAUUAAUUCAUGUAAUAUUUUAUCAACACUUCCAUUGCAUCAAGAGUAACAGUCCCGUUCUCUUAAAUAUACUUUCUGAUAACGGGUAUUAUUAUUGAUCUGUAGAUAUGAAGGACGUGAAGAAUAGUUUGACCUUCGAUGUAACAAAGACGCCCGGGAUGAAGAUGAUGGAAAAUUUGAUGGCUGCCAUGCAAACCAAGCUCCACCAAGUAUUCCUUCAUCCCACGGUCAACUCAAUCCGAACGGUCGAAACUAACCUUCAAGAGUCCUUCAUGUAUUUCGCCAGAAGAUUUGACGCGUUUGUUUCUGAAUUGCCACCACGUAAGCAAAUACGAAUUUAUAUAUUUCAAAGCCGCUGUUCCAGACAACAUUGGAGGGCGAGGGUACAAAUGCCGCUUUACUAUGUACACCCGGUGACCCGGAAAGGAAAGUGAGCGGAUUGAAAAUUUCAUCAAUGAUUCUGGGUGUAUCUCACUGAAUUAAAUUAAUGUGGCGAAUGUCAGGCGUGUAGUGAGUGCUAUUUGAAAAAUCUCAAUGAAAAUCCACAGUAUCUGACUCUAUAUUUUAUAAGUAGCUGAUGGGGCCAGGAUUGACACAAAUGGCAAAUUAUAUAUAUUUAUCAUUUAUAGACCCAGAGCGAGGGGGAUUCGGCGUAAUAUUUCCCGAAGUGAUGAUAUUUUCCGAGGGGCUUUGUCCCGAGGAAAAUAUCAUCACUGAGGGAAGUAUCGUCGAAUCCCCCGAGCGGAGGGUCUAUAAAUGAUAUAUUAUACCGGCGGUUAAAGAACUCACUAAGAGUCUAUCAAGUUCAGAAUAAACUUUAGAACUUGCUGAAUAGUGAAUAUUAACUACGCGAAUACAAUUUUUAGUUUCUUAUCUAUACCUGAGUUUUUGACGUUUUCUUCUUAAAAUAUUUGACCAAGUAUCCUUUGGAUCGUUGAACGUAACAUACGUGUUGAAAUAUUUGGUUAACUUAGUAAAUCUUCUGUAGUUCUGUACGAAAUUACAAACAACAGCUCGCGAACGCCAUAUUGUUUCAGAGCGUGGUGUUGAGUGAAAUACCGUAAAAAAUUACACUGUCACGUGGUACAAAGUUUUUUUAGAUACGUAUUCGUCGAGAAAACUAUACUUUUCUGAAAACUCAUUAUGUGAUGUGAUGUCACACCGGUGAUAUUUGCAUCCCCAAAAAAGUACUUCGGUUUCAUUCGUAAUAACUUCUAAACAAGUACAGCUUUUAAAGAGAAAUAACUUGCAUCAAAUAGAGGAAGGACUAACUUAGAUUUUGAUAACUUAGACAGUUGUUUUUCACUUAAAAAUUCUCAAACGUUUUCAUCUUGAAAGUUUUCAUCUUAAAUUUUCAAUCUUAAAUUUGUCAUUAUGGAGCUGAAUGUGUACAAAUUUCAAUCAAAUUUUGUCCAUACCUCUGUAAGAAGUGCCUCUUAGCGUUUUCGAUCUAAAAUUUGUUGUUUUGGGGCUAAAUUUUUGGUUCAGUAGUUCAAUUUCUCCUUCGUGAUAUAUACCCACAUAUCGGAAUUUUAAUUAAAUUAUCACAAAAAUGUAAACAAAACCCGCGCAUGGGCAGAACGGACUUGACAGCCUCUUUAAACAUUUACAGCGUUCCAUUUAUUUAGUUUUGGUUUCAAAUUAAGUUCACUCCAAUAACCGGUGAAUUAUUCAUACUUUGACACUUGUAUACUAUAUAACAAAACACUUAUUUACUAAGACUUCAGGAAGGCAGUGUGUUUUGUGGCCCCUCGACCGCGAUUGUUGCCCUCUGCUCCGCUUCGGCAACAACGGCGGUCUUGGGUCCACUAAACACACUGUUUCUCUCGGUCUCAGUAAUUAAUUGAUAAAUAUAUUAUACUUAUGCGGAAUUUUUAAUUUCAUUUCCGCUAGGCAUUCAAGUGCAUCAGAAUCCCGACUUUUUCGUGAAAGGCAUGGAGAACAUCAUCCAGAGAUACUACGUACUGGCAAGCAGGUUCUUAGAUCGCACCAUUACUCAAGAGAAAGUCUUUUCCUUGUUCUACCAAGCUGUGUUGGAGCUCAUCAGACGGAAAUCAGUAAGGUAUGGUGUAUUGAUUGAUAUGCUAAAAGGUAAGGUAAAUAGCCUAUAA